Molecule: messenger RNA, 5226 nt
Organism: Phyllotreta striolata
Lineage: Eukaryota; Metazoa; Arthropoda; Insecta; Coleoptera; Chrysomelidae
Source: the annotation of a GenBank genome assembly
AUGCAAUUGAAAUUUCUCCAAACUAUUCUAGAGGCGCAGGAUGGGGAGAAUAAAAUAUCGGGCAUUUGCUGGUCGCCGAACAAUCAAAAAUUAGCCAUAGCGACUUCAGAUCGACAGGUCCUGCUCUUCGACGAGAAGGGCGAGAAAAAGGACAAGUUUUCCACCAAGCCGUACGACCCCGAAGCCGGCAAGAAGUCCUACAUCAUCACCGGCAUCGCCUUCAGCCCGGACUCCGCCAAAAUAGCCGUCGCUCAAAGCGAUUGCAUCGUUUACGUGUACAAAAUCGGCGAAAAAUGGGGCGAGAAGAAGGCCAUCUGCAACAAAUUUCCCCAAUCGUCUCCCGUUACUGCCAUGAUAUGGCUGCAAUCAGGUCCUAUAAUAUGCGGUCUGGUCGAUGGGAAAGUCAGGGCUCUGCAAACCAAAUCGAACAAAUCUCAGAGCCUCUUCGCCUCGGACAGUCUUGUAGUUUCCCUGGCUUCGAACCCGAAAGGCACCGGGUUCUUAUCAGGCCACGUAGACGGUAACGUAAUAAGGUUUUACAUCACGAGCGAUCACGGCGAAGACGAGGCCCAAGGGAGGAUAGUCUUGCAUUCUGUGCCCCCGUACGCUCUGGCAUGGCCGCAGGGCCACAUAUUUGUAGGGGGCUGCGACAAAAGAGUCUCGGUAUUCAACAAUCACGGGAAACUGAUUAAAAAUUUCGAUUACAGCAAAGACACGACUGAAUAUGAUUUUACGUUGGCCACUUGUAGUCCCAGCGGGCAGGCUGUAGCCAUCGGUUCCUUCAGUCGCCUCAGAUUGUACAAUUGGAACACGAGGAAAUCCGCCUGGGAGGAAACGCCCCCCAAAGAACUGGCCAAUUUCUACACAAUCACAGCCCUGGCUUGGAAACGCGACGGUUCCAAAGUCACCUGCGGCGGCCUCUGCGGGGCCGUAUUUAUGUUCGAAUCAGUGUUGAAGCGAACGGUGUGGAAAGACAAAUUCGAAAUCACGUACGUGGGACCCAGCCAAGUGCUCGUCAAGCCUCUGGACGCCAACGAACGGGGCGUCAUAUUGCGCUCGCAAUACGGCGGCGAGAUCGAAGACGUGAAAAUCAUGGGCAAAGAUUGCUAUUUGGUGGCCAGGACCGAAGAAACGUUGCUCGUCGCCGAUUUGGCCAGGAAUCUUCUGAGCGAGGUACCUUGGAACAACACGGGCCACCACGAGAAAUUCUACUUCGAAAACCCGACGGUUUGUUUGGUGUUCAACGCGGGCGAGCUCACGUUGAUCGAAUACGGCGACAACGACGUGCUGUGCUCGGUGAGGACGGAGUUCGCCAAUCCGCAUUUGAUCAGCGUGAGGCUGAACGAACGCCACCAAUCCGCCGACAACAAGAAGCUGGUCUAUUUGCUCGAUUUGAAGACCGUCUGCGUCGUGGACUUGGUCAACGGGUACAUGAUGUGCCAGAUCGGGCACGACUCCAAAAUCGACUGGCUGGAACUCAACGAAAUCGGCUCCAAGUUGUUGUUUAGAGAUAAAAAACAGAGGCUCGUGUUGUUCGAUCUCGCUUCUCAAACGAAACAAACCAUAUUCACUGGUGUUAGUUUCGUGCAAUGGGUGGAGAGUAGCGACGUUGCGGUGGCUCAAGCUGGUAACACUUUAGCUAUUUGGUAUAACAUAGAUUUACCGGAAAAUCCCACCCUUACAAUGGUCAAAGGCGACGUGAUAGACGUCGUCAGAAACAACGGAAAAACCGAAGCGAUCUGCGUCGAUGGCAACAACACUUUCAAUUUAGAAUUAGACGAAGGACUGGUAGAAUUCGGUACAGCUUUGAAUGACAAUGACUACAACAGAGCGGUGCUGUUCCUGGAGAGCUUGUCCAACGGCUGCGAGGCCGAGGCCAUGUGGCACACACUCUAUCUGAUAGCGAUGAAGCAACAGAACUUAUGGCUCGCCGAACGUUGCAGCACCGCUCUCAAGGAGGUCGCCACGGCGUACUUUCUGCACGAAACGCUGCAAGAAGCGCGAAAAUACGAGGAGAAAUACGACGAGAAUCCGAACAAUUCGCCCGAAGUGUGGGCCAGAUUGUCCAUACUGGUAGGCGAUUUGAGUACGGCCGAAAACAUCUAUUUGGAACAGGGUAACAUCGAGAAAGCUUUGGAGAUGUACAAGAAACUACACAAAUGGGACGAAGCUAUAAGAUUGGCCGAUCAGCGGAACUACGAGCACGUUAAAGACCUCAAAGACGAGCACGUGUCGCUGCUGAUGCAAAGCGGCCAGUACGAGAAAAUCGGGCGGAUAUUGGAGGACGAAGGCAAGCACGAGGAAGCCCUGAACAUGUACUUGAAGUCCAACAAACUGUUGAGGAUACCCAAUUUGCUCAACAAGCAACCCCGCUUGCUCGACGAUCACGCCGUCAUCGCGGGCGUCUUGAAGAAUCUCAUCAAACAGGAACUGUUCGAGCCCGCCGCCGAUAUCUACGAAAAAUUAGACAAGCCCGAUUUGGCCAUGGAAUGCUACAGAAAAGGUAAAGUCUGGAACAAAGCCCUGGAUUUGGCGAGAACCGUCAGUCCGGACAAAGUCGUCCGAUUGGAGGAGGAAUGGGGCGACAGCUUGGUGGAAACCAAGCAAAUGGACGCCGCCAUAAGCCACUACAUCGAGGCCGGUUGCACCAUCAAGGCCUUGAACGCCGCCGUGGCUGCCAGGCAAUGGAAAAAGGCCGUGCACAUCAUCAAAGUCAUCGACGACGCCGAUACGGUUAGGAAAUACUAUGAAAUCAUCGCCCAUCAUUUCUCCAGCGUCAAGGAAUUCACCACGGCCGAAAAGCUCUACUCGGCCUGCGGCAUGUACAAGGAGGCUGUAGACAUGUACAACGAGGCCGGCCAGUGGGAGAAAGCCCACGCGAUAGCCUCUAAAUAUUUGGAAAACGAGGAGGUCUCCGACAUGUACUCGAAGCACGCCGAAGAAUUGGAAGAAGCUGGGAAGUACCGCGAAGCGGAGAAGCUUUAUCUACAAAUCGACAAUCCCGAUGCGGCCAUAGCCAUGUACAAGCGAGUGGAGCAAUACGAUCACAUGGUGAGAUUGGUGGAAAAGUACCACCCCAGCUUACUAGAAACCACCCAUCUGCAUCUCGGCCAGCAAUUGGAGGCCCAAGCGAAGUACCGGGCGGCCGAAGUUCACUAUUUAGCCGUCAACGAAUGGAAGGCGGCCAUGAACAUGUACAGGAACCUCGGCAUGUGGGAGGAAGCCUACAGGGUGGCCAAACAAAACGGCGGCGGCAACGCCGCCAAUCAGGUGGCCUUCCUGUGGGCCAGGACGCUGCACAUCGAUUCGGCCAUCAAGCUGUUGAACAAGUACGGGAUACUCGAGCAGAGCAUCAACUACGCCUGCGAAACGUACCAAUUCGAUUUCGCCUUUCAACUCGCCAAGAACCUGCCCGACAAGAUAGACGAGGUGCAUUUGAAAUACGCCAUGGCCCUGGAGGACGACGGUAAAUACGCCGAAGCCGAGUCGGAGUUCGUGCAAGCCGAUAAGCCCAAAGAGGCCGUGUUGAUGUACGUGCACGCCCUGAAUUGGAUAAACGCCUUGAGGAUAGCCGAGAAAUACGCGCCGGAAUGCGUGCCCGAAGUCCUCCAAGCCCAAGCCGCCCAAUGCUUCAAAGACAAACAGUACUCCGAGUUCGAGGUGCUGUUGCUCAGGGCCCAAGCGCCCGAACUCAUCGUUCAAAAAUACAAAAACGAAGAUAUGUGGAUAGACGCCCUGCGCGUCUGCAAAGAUUAUUUACCGCAUCUGUACCCGUCGGUGCAGGCCGAAUACAGCAGCUCGCACCACAACCAAAUGACCGACGCCAGCAUCGAGACGCUCCUGUCGCGGGCCAACGAGUGGGCGCUGGCCGGGCAACACAAGCAGGCCGUCGACUGCCUGUUGCAGGUCAACAACAACAUCACCGAGCCGUCGAUAGUGAAGCGGGCGCUCCUGCGGGCCGCCGACAUGGCCAACAAGUUCCUCUUCGGCGAGGAGGCCGUCGAGGUGGUGAAGGCGCUCGGGCCGCGCCUCGUCGAGAUCGGGGAGUACCGCGUGGCGGCGCAGCUGUACGUCAGCGUGGAGAUGAUGAAGGAGGCCAUCGACGCGUUCGUGGUGGCCGAGGAUUGGGGCAAGGCGAGGAAGAUCGCCAAGGAAUUGGAUCCGGCGUUCGAGAGCUACGUCGAGGGCAAGUACAAGGACAGGCUGUUGAAGAAGGGCGACGUCGAGCAAUUGGCUGAUGUCGAUAUAAUUGGAGCUUUGGAUAUGCUGGCCGAGCAAGGGCAAUGGACGAGGUGCAUCGAGAAGGCCAAGUCGCACAGCGCGCCCAUACUGCACAAGUACGUGGCGCUCUACGCGGCGAAAUUGCUCAAGGACCGCUUCGUGGCGGAGGCUUUGAAUCUGUACUACGCUUACGGAGCGCCGGCCAUGCCGCAGAAUUUUAAUAUCUACAAUCACAUCGCCACCGAGCUGUUUGGGGCCAACGACAUGGCCGAGCCGGAAUCGUACGGCGUUUGGGAGCAGCUGCGACAAGUGCUGUUGGAAAUUAACGAAGGUUUGGAAGUGGCCGUUAACGUUAACGCCGAUACCAAGGUGCAUUUUAGGAAGCUGCUGUUGGUUGCGCAUUACUUCGCUCUCAGAACAGCUUGCAGGCAAGUGCCUUCGUUGAAAUCUAUCGGCGUGAAAAUUAGUACGGCUUUAUUGAGGUAUACGGACAUCAUACCAGCGGAUAAAGCGUACUACGAAGCAGGUAAAGAUUUGAAAGAAGACGGUAGGCUUUCUGAAGCUUUCAUAUUUCUCAAUCACUAUUUGGACUUGUGCGAGGCUAUCGAAGAGGAGGAAGGGCAGCUGGUGGACCAUUCUGAUCUCAUACAAACCGAUUUUCCAUCAAAUAUUCCUCUACCGCGUCAACUUUACCUACUGGACGAUCCGAGGGAGCACGAUAACAUAAAGGAAUGGGUGCUGGCGAUUAGUAUGGAUCAGAAAAUAGACCAAACUUUGCCUGUAGAUGAUAGACAGUUGUACGAAUCGUCUUUACAAUCUGGAGAUUCGCCUUGUUUGGUAACGGGUUAUCCGGUGAGAAACCAGCCGGUGCAUUUCGCCAAAUCCAAUUUACAAGCGAACAAAGAUGCGUGGAAUAAGUUAAACAUGGGAGCUAAAAUGUCGCCGGAUUCCAACGUUUCCAGUGCUAUAUCUUUCAUCGUAAAAUGGUGCGGACCUCCCAAUUAA